UUCGGUGGGUCUAUUGUUGAAGCUGUUAACCACUGGUUGGCCAGAAUCAGUGGGGAGAUCCCAAAGAUACUAAAUGGUGUGUGGCCUAUGGUCAGUAUCAGUCAGUUUUAUGACCUGCCAUUACAAAUGACUGACGGUAAGGGAGGGCUGGAAUAUAUUCCUCUGUUUCUCUGAGGGGUGAUCAGAGAGAAGAACUGUCUUCUCUUUAGACAUCAUCAUGGAAGCUGUCCAUCGUGGCCCUGUGUCUGCUGGGAGUUUUGGGUUCAACCACAGCCAAAGCCCUGUGACCUGCACUUUUACGUGGAGAGAGACCCCACCAUGGACCCGUCCAUUGCUGAGACCACAGGAAACGCCAUCCGCAUCCUCAACAAAAACCCCAAGCGAUUCUUCCUCCUGGUGCAAGGGCCUCCAUGCCAGCAGAGGCUUGCAAGAGACGGUUGCCUUUGACAACGACGUCGCCAAGGGCCUGGAGCUGACCAAUGAGGAGGAAACUCUCACCCUGUUGACAGCUGGCCACUCCCACGCCUUCACCUUCAAUGGAUACCCCUUCAGAGGCCUAAGCAUUCUGGGGAAAUCUCCUCUGUAUGGGAAGGAUAUGCUGCCUUACACAACCGUGAUGUACGGAAACGGCCCUGGAUACAAAGUUGUAGACAACAAGCGCCCUGACAGCCAUAAAGUGGACACAAAGUGGAAGGACUACAUGCAGCUGUCUGCAGUGCCCCUGGACCUUGAGACCCAUGGUGGGGAGGACGUGGUGGUACUGGCCCACGUCCCCAUGGCCCACCUCUUCCACUGGGUCCAGGAGCAAAGUUACCUGGCCCAUGCCAUGGCUUACACUGGCUGUGUGGGAUGGGACCUCAGGCACUGUGAAGGUAGACCUCAACACACCAACAGGAUCCUCAUCACUACUACUGCUGAUGACAGGAACAGUGCACCAUCCCAGGUCCCCUCCAUCUCUCUGGUUACUGCCCUACUGGCUGCACUGCUGCAAUGAGAGACUGGUGGAGGUGGAGAAGUGGGAGGGAGAGUAAGAGAAUGAAAGUAGAAUAAAAGAGAUCCAUCUGUUCUCUUAAACAAAUACAUGUGCUUUUUAACAAUAUGAUUUUGUCAAAUGAUUGUAAAUUAUGAGAAUACUCACAUUUGUAUGUUUAUUUAAAUAAAUAAUAUUUUUGCUGCUAAUAAAAAGUAUAUGGACUAG
This is a messenger RNA of Oncorhynchus nerka (sockeye salmon), 1198 nucleotides long. RefSeq names its product alkaline phosphatase, germ cell type-like. Gene Ontology annotation, cellular component: plasma membrane. Gene Ontology annotation, biological process: dephosphorylation. The transcript is spliced from 5 exons. NCBI's taxonomy places the organism in Eukaryota, Metazoa, Chordata, Actinopteri, Salmoniformes, Salmonidae. Gene Ontology annotation, molecular function: alkaline phosphatase activity. The record is from RefSeq and is a predicted model, not a curated record. The coding region runs from base 218 to 994 and encodes 258 amino acids.